AUGUCCCCUAGGGACCACCGGCAUCCUUUGAUGGCGUGGGACGGGCGUCAUGAGGUGCGCCGUGGUGAGCCGGCGCAGGCGGCGGACAAGAAUAUGGAAUACCUCAGGUCGUACAUGGAGCGUCUACCGACUGAUUCCCAUGGGCCGCUUGAAACGCCUGAGCAGCUCAGUACGCCGCAGGCAGAGUACAAUAUGCUAGAUCAUGUGGCAUCAGAGGAUGACCCGAAGAAGCGCAUGGAGUGGCAAAAGAUGCUGCAUUCUGUGCUGGAGAGUGAUGUACUUUCAUCAGAGACGAAGCGGAUCGCAGCGGCUGAUGCCACCACACCCACGCCUGCGCAGACGAUGUAUGGCGUGUGGCUGAGUGUUCGUGCGCUGCACGUGGGGCAUAGGAGCACGUUUGAUGACGCUGAGCUGGAGGAGCAUCUCGUCAUAGAGGAGCGCGAGCGGCUCGUGCCCUCGGUCAUUGACGACGUGAUGCAGUUCCGCCGACCAGAGCCCCAAGCGGGAGAAGACGAGCGCAAGGCGCUAUAUAAAGCUGUACAUGACGUACUCGAGCGCGUCGAUAUGGUGGAUGAGCUCUUUCCCUCUCAGCGACAGCUGGAAGCUGCGUACCCUGCGUGGGCUCAGGCACCGUUCCAACAAAAACUCGCCGCACUCCAAGCAUGGUAUAAUGUCGUGCGUGAGUUGCAAGCGCAGGUACAGCUCCUGCACCGGUGGACCGGCACACUGACGUCAUCUGACGGAGAGCUUCGGCCUACAAUGAGUCCGGCGGUGCCGCAGGUCGAGUCGGACGACGACACGUCGGCCGUGGAGCGCAUUUUUCGAGAAAGCAAUAUCAACGAGGCGUUUGAGCAGCGCACACUCAAGCGGCUGCGAAUGCUGAUCGAAAUGGCGCGCAAAACGCUGCGCGAGUACCACCACAUGUUCUGCGACAUGAAUCUCUCAUCGCUCGAGCCCGAUGUGAUGCCACUCGUGCGCUUCCCCAUGUGGCUGGCCGAGGGCGCCUUGCGCCAGCGUCUCGAGUACGCCGACAAACUCAACGAGCCGAGUGUUGUUCUCGUCGAGUCUCUCGCAGAGGAUCUGCGCUCGGUCCUGGCGCUGGCAUGCCGCAUCAAGAAAAGUUACGUGCAGCUGACCGUGCCCGAGCCGGAUAUCGGGUGGAACUUGCCGGUCGAGAGUGACGAAAAGUUUGACGCGUCGAUUUGCAGUGCGCUGCACUUUUUCUUCCGCCUGCUUCUUUUUCGCCUCAAGAGCACGCCGUACUUUAAAGAAGUCGAUCUCCUCGAACCCGAAUGGGACUUUUUGGCGUCAGCUGUGCAUGUCGUCCCAGGCGGCGACGUCAUUGUCGCCCACAAGAUGGCCGCCAUGAUCAAUCGCAUUUUUGCGCGCAUCAUCACCUACUUCCAGCGCGAGCUGCAAGUGCCCGUGGCAGCAGCUGAGUCGAAACUGGCCCAGCACGGCAGGGCCGAACCACCCAAGACGGGGCGCCUCACCGGCGGUCGCGUACCCAUGAGCGUGGCAGACAUGACGCGCUGGAUCCAGACCGUAUUCAACAAUGCCCGCGUCCGGAGCCGUCGCUUGAUUGGUUUCGCGCGGCGCAUCCGCACGCAGCUAGAAACGGCCGCCGAGUACGACCUGCGCUCGUUACGGGCGGCCAAGACCCAGCCACCGCUCGACUUGAAUGGCUUCCUCCAGACGCUGCUGAAGGCCGACUACUUUCUGGUCUAUACAUCCGCGUUUGAGGAGCGCGGUGUGUUUUUGCUCGCGGAGCCUAGCCUGCACGACAAGCCGCAUGUGAUCCAGGACUUGGUCUUCCAGUGUGUGCGACCACGUUGGGAAACGCUCGAUGAGGACAUCUCGUCAGCCGUCUCGGAGACAGCUCCGCCGCACCCACAGUACCUCUUGUUCUUGACGCCGCGCGAGCCGUUCUUGUGGACAGGCCGUGUCAUGACACUCCCGCUCCCGUGGAUCGAGGUCGACAUGAAGGAGCAGCGACUUCGACUCGUGGCGAAUGGCGUCGGCCCGCAUUUGGAGCAAUGCAAGCAGCACUUGGCGUGGCAGUUUUCCAUGUAUGGACCGGGUGCCACGCCCAGCGGCAGCCAUGAGCAUGCAUCGAUGACGCAUCAUGAAGAGCCAGGUAAAGAGCCCAAGGCUUCGAAUGUGUCAAUGUACACAUUCCCACUCGCGCCUGUGUAUGAACGCAUGGCGCAUUUGAGCCUGAUUCAGCACGAGCUCAAGCUGAUGACCAAGGCGGGUUACGCCCUGACGGAUGUGGUCGUGCACUCUGUGCCAGCGAUCCGACAGCAAAUGCUGCGUUUGCGGCCCCUCACUUUGGCAGAUCAGGCUCUCUGUGAUGAGCUUGUUCAUGCCUGCUUCAGCAUUGCCUUUGACCAGGGCUCUCGCGUGCUUGGAUACAUACAGAGUAUGCGGCUGCACUCCCACCUGUCGACGGCGCUUGUGCAGCUGUCGGUCGAAUGGAUUGCGUUUAUUUGUGAUGACUGUGUCUUGACGGAGCGGCGCACCUUCAAGUGGGCCGUCGAGGCCCUCGAAAAUGCCAUGACCAUGACGAUGGGCGAAAAUAUCUUUUUGCUGAGCGAGCAGGAGUUCUUCAGCUUGCGCAGCAAGGUAUCGAGCUGCAUGGCGCUGCUUAUCUCGCACUUUGAUAUCCUUGGUGCUCGAAGCAGUGCCGUGAAGGAGAAGGAAGAGAAGCGGGCGAAGCGUGGGGCUCAAGGCACGCUGAAGAACACGGCCAGCUACAGCCAAGAAGUCAUGAACCUCCUGGAACGGCGCAUGGACGCUCUUAGUGUUUGUGACAAGCAGCGCGAGGAUGUCUUGCGCGAGCGCCAUGUGAUCGGACGCGUGCUUGACGAUACACGAUUAGAGGACCGCGGCUUGCAACUGCUGGCAUCACGGGGCGUCCAGAUGCGCUGGCAGCAGGGACGGUUCAUUGGAGGUGGCACAUUUGGUACUGUGUACCUCGCGGUCAAUCUCGAUACGGGUGGCCUGAUGGCUGUCAAGGAGAUUCGGUUCCAAGAAUUGACAUCUUCGCCAAAUCUGUUCAAGCAGAUCCACGACGAGAUGAAUGUGAUGGAGAUGCUUCGGCAUCCCAACAUUGUUGAGUACUACGGCAUUGAGGUGCAUCGCGAGAAGGUUUACAUCUUUGAAGAAUACUGCCAGGGCGGUAGUCUUACACAGCUUCUGGAGCAUGGUCGCAUCGAGGACGAGAUUGUGCUCCAAGUCUAUGCGCUCCAAAUGCUCGAUGGACUCAUGUAUCUCCACUCGCAAGGCGUGGUCCACCGAGACAUCAAGCCUGACAACAUUCUGCUGGACCACAUGGGCGUCAUCAAAUUUGUCGACUUUGGUGCUGCCAAGGUGCUGUCUCGGCGAUCAAUCUCUACGAACGCCUCCCGCCGAAGCUCGUCGUUCCUGCAGCCUGGUGCCGUGAACGCCCAAGGACAAAGCUUGCAAGGCACGCCGAUGUACAUGGCGCCCGAGGUCGUCAAGGGCGAGACGCAGGGACGUGAGAAUGCGAUGGACAUCUGGAGUCUGGGCUGCGUGAUUCUCGAGUGUGCCAAAGGCACGCGGCCAUGGCACAAUCUUGAUAAUGAGUGGGCGAUCAUGUUCCACAUUGGCAUGGCGAAGCAGACGCCCGCACUGCCAGACGAGUCGCAGCUCAGUCCGCUGGGUAUCGAUUUUAUCCGACAGUGCCUGACAAUCGAUCCCGAAAAGCGCCCAUCGGCUGUCGAGCUGAGGCAGCAUGCAUGGAUCCAAGCGCUUGUGGAGGAAUUGAAUGCCGCCAACGAGGAAGAGGAAGAGGCGCAGCGCCUGAUGGACGAGGAAGAGAGCACCGACCAUGCGCUUGUGGAUGACGCCAGGCUGUCUGUACCUUCCGGCACGCACGGCACGCGCCGUUCGUCGUUUUCACUUUCCAGCGUCCCUGGCGCGCCAGAUCACAGCCAUCCUCGGUAUGAGGCACUUGUGGCUGAUGUACAAUACCGCAGGGAAGGCGAGCAGAUCAAAGCCAUGCUAGAACCCGAUGAUGGACUAUAG
This is a messenger RNA of Malassezia restricta, 4050 nucleotides long. RefSeq names its product mitogen-activated protein kinase kinase kinase. Gene Ontology annotation, molecular function: protein kinase activity; ATP binding. Lineage: Eukaryota; Fungi; Basidiomycota; Malasseziomycetes; Malasseziales; Malasseziaceae. Gene Ontology annotation, biological process: MAPK cascade; protein phosphorylation. The record is from RefSeq and is a predicted model, not a curated record. The coding region runs from base 1 to 4050 and encodes 1349 amino acids. The transcript has a single exon.